AUUUAGCUAGCUAGCUAAAUAACCCGGUCUGUUCAUAAAUGUAGCUAGCUAGCUGAUCGUGCUCUCUGCCAUGUAGACCGUUUUGGUCACCGGGUAUUGUUAUUUUGUUGCUACACUAUUUUUCAUACUCUACUUCCAAAGGGGAGUUUUUGUAAACAUAUAUAGCUAGCUAGCUAACGUUGGCUAUAUAUUGCUCAGGGAAAUCUUCAAAUCUGUCGGGGCUAGGAGGAGAUUCGAGUUUUUUCCUGUCGGGGAUAAUAUGUCCAGGCGAAAACAGACCAACCCCUUCAAAGUUAAUUGGCCUUUCCCGUCUGCAGAGCUGGUUGGCCCUAAGCACACUAUGGAAAUGGAAGGCAAGGAGGACUUCAAUGAAGACAGUGAGUGCCACAGCAACAAUUCCCAAGAGGGAGAAGAGCAGGAUAGUGUGACAGAAGACAGUGACAGCUACCUGGACAACCCUGGCGAUGACUCUUCUUCUAACACAUCAGCUGACGACAACAUGACGGGUACCAAGAGCAGCCAGUGCUUGCUCCCAGAGGGGGAGGUGAAGGAGGAGAGUGAGGAGUGGGGAGACCUGGGAAAUAGCUACCUGUGUCCACUCUGUACCCUGGAGUUCAGCAGCCCUGAGCAGCUCAUAGCUCAUGUCUAUCAGCAUACGGCGAUGGUGGGCAGCAGUAAGAGCUACGUGUGCCCAGUGUGUGGGCGUGCUCUCAGCUCGCCUGGCUCUCUUGGGCGCCACCUUCUCAUCCACUCAGAGGACCGUCUCUCCAACUGUGCUGUAUGCGGGGCACGCUUCACCGACACCAACAACUUCAACAGGGAGAAGCUUCGAGAGUUCCUCAACACUGGCAGCAUGGAGACCAGCAGCAGCGACGAGACAUUCUCCAUGACUCAGGCCCUCUGCGGCACCCCCAUGCCGAAUACCAGCCCAAGCACUGCGCUUCCCUCCCUGUCUGACAGUCUCUUAUCUUCUGCCCCCUCCCUCCCAUCCCUCCCUGACAGCCUCAGCCCCUCCAGCACAGGCCUACCCCCACUCCCUGACAUCCUCAACCCAAUGCCUGUAUAUCCAGCCGGAGUGCUGCUGGUGUGUAACAGCUGUGUGGCAUACCAGCAGCUGGUGGAGGCGCAGACACCCUCCAUGAGGAAGUGGGCCGUCCGUCGGAAGAAUGAGCCGAUGGAGGCACGGAUGCAGCGGUUAGAGCGCGAACGCACAGCCAAGAAGACCAAACGGGCGUGUGAGACAGCAGAGGAGCGCGAGCUCCGGCGUCUGCGGGAUCGCGAGGCCAAGCGGCUGCAGCGCAUGCAGGAGACGGAGGAGCAGCGGGCGCGGCGGCUACAGCGUGACCGGGAAGCCAUGCGGCUGAAACGGGCCAACGAGACACCUGAGAAGAGGCAGGCGCGGCUUGUCCGAGAGCGGGAGGCUAAGCGCCUCAAGCGCCGGCUGGAGAAGAUUGACCCCUCCCUGCGGACGCAGAUCGAGCACGAUCCCGCUGCCAUGGCCGCUCUCACCGCUGACAUGAGCCUCUUCCAGUUCCCCUGCCCCAUGCCCUGCCCCUCGCUGGACAACAGCCUCUUCAUGAAGCUACCCUAGUGGGACCUAUUGUCAUCCUACAC
Molecule: messenger RNA, 1614 nt
Organism: Megalops cyprinoides (Indo-Pacific tarpon)
Lineage: Eukaryota; Metazoa; Chordata; Actinopteri; Elopiformes; Megalopidae
Product: zinc finger protein 821
Exons: 6
Coding region: 260-1591 (443 amino acids)
Biological process (GO): regulation of transcription by RNA polymerase II
Cellular component (GO): nucleus
Molecular function (GO): RNA polymerase II cis-regulatory region sequence-specific DNA binding; DNA-binding transcription activator activity, RNA polymerase II-specific
Source: RefSeq, a predicted model, not a curated record